GGAUCCGUCUGCUUGCAGUGAGGAGGUCGACUUGAAGACGAGCAGCAGCAGCAGCAGCAGCAGCCCUUCCCUCUUCCCUUUUCACCAGCAGCACGCUCGCAGAUCGUCGCUGAGGAGCCUCCAAGUCCCUGCCAGAGCGAACUCAUUCUUUGAGAGGACGUGUUUUGUGCCCACCAUCGGAGAAUCGGCAUUGAAACAAGCUCUUGCUGCCCAGCCAUGCCCUUGAACGUGAUUCAGGGAAACUCUUCCCAGAGCCCGCAGAGCCACGAGAAGAGGAGCUCUCCCAUGGAGACAACUUCGCACCAGCCUGGAGUAGAGGACGCUCCUUGUACGCCUCCUGCAUCACCCAGGAAGCUUGUACAGGCAUACGAUGAGAAGAAUGUUCCCAAGGCUCCAAUGAGGCAGAGGAGGAUUGCCCUGCCUAUCCCUCUGGAAAAGAAGAGAAAGCUGACGCAGGAUAUGAUCGGGGACGACGACAUCCUGCUGCCUCCGAUUGAGGGCAAGGCCUCGAUGCCUGCACGGAUCAACGUGGAGGAUGCAAUUGAGAUGAUCCUGCGCGGAAAGUUCAGGAGGUUGGUCUGAGGAUCGUCGAAGCCUUCCUGAUUGAUUGAUUGAUUGAUUGAUUGUUCCUGUAGAAGUCCUUGACUUCUUUUGUAUAACUAACUGAUACCUGCCCGUAAUUGAACUGUAGUAAGAGUUAACCUUCGUGGAGAAGUCAUUAAAUGGCCUAAACGGGAAAAGAGCUAAGAGAGGGGGGAGAGGG
Molecule: messenger RNA, 763 nt
Organism: Guillardia theta CCMP2712
Lineage: Eukaryota; Cryptophyceae; Pyrenomonadales; Geminigeraceae
Exons: 3
Coding region: 217-582 (121 amino acids)
Source: RefSeq, a predicted model, not a curated record